CAGGCGCGUGGAUACCUUUACGCGCGGCGGCGGCGGCGGUGGCGGCGUAAAUGGCUCGCGAAGAGGUUGAUGCAAGAGGAAAGAGGGGCGGGGGCCAGUCAAAGUGGGACGGUAAACAGCGUGCCUGGCUCUGGCAAUAACGGUUCCGCUCACAGCGCCUGUUAGACUGCGUCUCGCGCGUGUAGUGUUUUGUUCGUCCAGGGCACGUUGCUCCCAGCACACGACGCGCAUGCUUGAAGAGACCUCGGCGCACUUGAUGCCCGCUUUGGUGAUGCCAUGCCCCGGAACCACAGCGGAGACGAAAGCGGCACCGGGCUCUGGAUGAGGACGUCGCCGGGGCACCGUAGCGAAGGCUACGGCUUGAAAGAUGUAGAGUCCGGACGGAGGAUGAUGAACAACGCGGGAGACGGUUUGCUGUCAGCCUCCACCGCAGCAGGUGCUGCCGGAGGCUCCGAGAGCCUGAGAGGGAAGCAGGGAGCCCGGCUAAGCCUGCUGGGGAAGCCGCUCAUAUACAGCGCGCACAGCGGCCGGAGAAACGUGCGCUACCGGCGCCUCCAAAACUACCUGUACAACGUGCUGGAGAGACCGAGAACCUGGGCGUUCAUCUACCACGCCUUUGUGUUCAUCUUGGUCUUCAGCUGCCUGGUCCUCUCUGUGUUCUCAACCAUCCCGGAUCAUCAGGUCUUCUCCUCUUACUGCCUCCUCAUUCUGGACACCAGACUGAACUUGCAAAUUCAAGAUGAGAUCUCACCAAGGAUUUUUAUUAUGGAGUUUGUGAUGAUUGUGGUGUUUGGAAUGGAGUACAUCAUCCGUAUCUGGUCGGCGGGAUGCUGCUGUCGCUACAGAGGAUGGCAGGGACGACUUCGCUUUGCCAGGAAGCCUUUCUGCGUCAUAGACAUCAUAGUGCUGAUUGCAUCAGUGGCGGUGGUGUCGGCGGGGAGCCAGAGCAAUAUCUUCGCCACCUCGGUGCUGCGGAGCCUGCGCUUCCUGCAGAUCCUACGCAUGGUGCGAAUGGACCGAAGAGGAGGCACCUGGAAGCUGCUGGGCUCUGUGGUCUACGCACACAGCAAGGAGCUUGUAACCGCCUGGUACAUCGGCUUCUUGGUUCUCAUCUUCUCUUCGUUUCUCGUCUACCUCGUGGAGACCAAGACCAACGAUGAGUUUGCUACCUACGCUGAUGCGUUGUGGUGGGGCACGAUCACCUUGACAACCAUUGGUUAUGGGGACAAGACGCCAAAGACGUGGACGGGACGGAUGCUGUCCGCAGGGUUUGCCCUCCUGGGCAUCUCCUUCUUUGCCUUGCCAGCUGGUAUUCUGGGCUCAGGCUUUGCCCUGAAGGUCCAGGAGCAGCACAGACAGAAGCACUUUGAGAAAAGGAGAAACCCAGCCGCCUACCUCAUCCAGUGUGUUUGGCGUAGUUAUGCGGCUGAUGAGAACUCGGUUUCCAUUGCUACCUGGAAGCCUCACUUGAAGGCGUUGCAUACCUGCAGCCCUACAAAAAAGGAGCAGGGAGAGUCGACCACAAGUAAAAUUAUUAGUAAUAAACAGAAGCUACUGAGGAGGCGUACCACUCGGAAACAUAGUCAGAAGUUGAGCUUCAAGGACCGGGUGAGGAUGGCGAGCCCUCGAGGUCAGAGCAUCAAGAACAGGCAGACGUCUUCGGUGAACGACCGGCGCUCUCCGGUGGCUGAUGCCGGGCCAGAGGGCACCAGCCCUGCCAAGGUGCAGAAGAGCUGGAGCUUCAACGACCGCACACGCUUCAGACCCUCGCUCCGCCUUAAGAGCCAGUCGCGCUCCACCACUGAUGCAGCAGACUCCAACAUGGCGGGGGAGGAUGGCUUUGAUGAGAAAGGCUGUCACUGCGAGAUCAUGGUGGAGGACUUGGUGCCUUCAGUCAAGGCUGUCAUUAGAGCGGUCAGGAUAAUGAAGUUCCAUGUAGCCAAGAAGAAGUUUAAGGAGACCCUGCGUCCUUAUGAUGUCAAGGAUGUGAUUGAACAGUACUCUGCCGGUCACCUGGACAUGCUGUGUCGCAUCAAGAGUCUGCAGACCAGGCUGGACAUGAUAGUAGGCCCACAGCCCCUGAGCAGCCGGGCCAAGACCUUUUCCUCCCCCUCCCUGCCUGUCUAUUACAGCCAGGGCAGAAAGAACUCCACCCAGGGAGUGGACCAGAUCCUCGGGAAAGGCCAGAUUCCUCUGGAUAAGAAGAUCCGGGAGAAGCUGCUGUCUGAUGGAGAUAUAUUAGAGGACAUGAGCAUGCUGGGUCGAGUCUGUAAGGUGGAGCGGCAGGUCCAGUCGAUCGAGUCGAAGCUCGACUCCCUGCUCGACAUCUAUCGUCAGGUUUUGCACAAAGGCUCGUCUUCGGCCCUCACGCUCUCCUCUCUGCCCCUGUUCGAAUUGGAGCAAACCUCUGACUACCAUUCCUCUGUCUUUAGCAAGGACCUGUCCAGCUCCACCCAGGUCAGCAGAAGUGGAGCGCUUCCCCCUGGCAGCAACUCUCACCCCUCCCAGGGAGGACUCCAUCUCAUCCUGGCGCCGCCCAAUGAGCUCAACCUCAAUCUCAACGCCUCCUCUUCCACCGGCCUCACAUCUUCCUCUUUCAGCCCGUCUCCGUUGCCUCACCACCACCACUACCGUCCUCAUUAUCAUCCCCACCACACCCAGGCUCAGGCCACCACGCCUGAAAGUGGCACUGACGAGGCUGUGGGGAGCUCUCCACCCGUACUCACCCCAAACAGUAUCAGCAGUGGCGGUUGUGGAGGAGUUGGAGAUGGAGGGUUUCCUCUUCUGGCGAGGCUUCUGCCACCACCCCCUUCGAGCCGGAGUGGGGGCCCGAGCAACUUGCCACAAGCCACUUCCGCAGAAGUGUCCCCUGACAUGGAGGACUUUUGUGGAGGUUUGGGGAUGCAGUUGGAGGGCACCAGUGUUGGGGAGGACUUUGGCCAUGGGUUGGAGCUGGGCAGACUGGGGCAGAAGCUACAGGGCAGCGCCAACGGCAGGCUGAAUACAAAGGAUGAGGGCUCCUGGAGGAGACAAAUGAGCCUGGAGCUGCAGCCCCUGGUGCCACCUGCCCCUGGCUGCUGCUCCGGCUCCAGCCAAACGGACCGAGGCUUGGGCAAGUCCAUGUCGGUGCAGAACCUGAUGCAGGCAGCCCCAGGGACUGUCCAGGACGCCCAGCACAGCCACGGCCUCUCAUCUCCGAGCCCCAGUACAAGCAGUGACUCGCCCAUUGGCUUCCACAGCUGUAGCCAAGACCCUGGGGGAGGAAGGGGGGGUGGUGGUGGUGGUGGUGGUAAAGGCAGGAGUGGUGGAGGUGGAUGGGGUGAGGAGGACCUCUUUAUCAGCGAUAGGGAUCUGGAGGCGCAGGGGUUUGACUUCCUGUCACUGGGGGCUGCUGAAGGCCACACCUACUCCUCUGAGCUGCUGAGGACAGAGAGCAGUGUUGGGGCAGGCGCCCGCAGCUCUAACCGCAGCCUGGCCAGUGCUCACACAGCCUCGCCCUCCGCUGGCAACACCGAAUUGCUGAACAUGCCACACGUGCGGCUAAAAUAAACUUGCCUAUCUGUUCAGAAGGCACGCAAAUCUCACCUCACAGAGUUUUUAGCCUUUUUGGAGGGGAGUGGGAGGGUGGGGGAACUGUGGGAACUUCUUUUUUGUUAAUUUUCAUGUUGAUCCAUUUGAUAAGAAUCACAGUAUUUUCAUACAGGAUGAUCACAUACGGUAUGGCAUACCAUUGCAUGAGUUACUCUUAGUUUUACAGUGUGAUUGACAAAUCUGAGAUAAAAGAUGAAGAUGUGCACAAUGGGAGCACAACCCCCCCAAACCUGAGACUUUGCUAUUAAACUAAGCCAACUAAACUUGGUCCUGAGAGACGGUUGGUUGAUACUGUACAGUAUGUGACCUUAAGACAGAGCAUGAGCAUUGCAUGUUUUCAGUCAAAAGUACUGACAUUAGCAAGAAACAGUUUACACUUAAAGUAAGAAGGCAUGGACAACAAACACUUUCUUUCCAUAUUGAAGUGAAUGUUAACUUACCACUGGCAAACGUUCGAUUUUAUGUCCAUAACAUUCUGUCCGUUUUAGAAAAACAGAUAACCUCCUUAAGAUUAUAUCCUUAAAUUAUAUGAAUUACUAUCCUCAACCAAUGACUUUGGUUGCCCACAAUCUUUUAAAAAAUCCUCCACACAAGGGCCAUAACAGUGUACAUGCUAGUUUUAGUUUGAAAACUACAGGUCUUGUUACCAUUUUUUCUGACCAUUUCCAAAACUUUUCUUUUAGGCAUCCAUUGGUUUGCAAUAAUGUCCAAACAGUAAAUCAAUUAGCAGAUUCCUGAGACGUGCUUGAGUUAUGUAAUAUAUUACAGUGAACAUCAGGCCAUUUUUAUCAAUUUUACAUGAUGUGGUUCUGCAGUUUAAAAUCACUGUAAAAGAAAUUACUUGAAUGACUUGAAACAAGCAAGUUUGAAAAGUCUGCUAACUGAUUUGCAUCAUACUGCCAAACAACAGGUAAAAUACUUUCUAUUUCUAUUACUAUUUCUGUAACACAGCAUGUUAAAUCCAAACAAAAACUAAAACAUGCAGAACACAGCACUGGUGAUGUCGUUUCAUUUAUUUUUUCUUAUUUUAGUUAAACUCUGAAUUGGUGUGUAUCUUAAUCUGGAACUCUUUGACAACCAUAACUUGUUACUGAGGAGUACCGCAUGAAAGACCAAACCGGAAAGAGAAAUGUCAGUGUUGCUGUAACUGCAAAAUAUUUGGACGCUUAUUAACGAUGUCACUUCUGUCAACAGCCAACUGUACAAUGAGGUUGAAAGCAAAUACACGCAUGUACACACACACCUGUAUACGCACACAGGCAACUGUGACUCUACAUGUCCAUUAUGCUGGGGAGGGUCUAAGGUACAGUCCAGUCCAGAUGAGAGGAACAAGGAGCAGAAGUUGCUUAUUCUCAGACCAAUUUUGCCCCGGCUGGUUGGUUUUCCAGCCAGUAGUCUAAAUCUACGACGUUCCACUUCUAGGAUUGCUCUGGUGCCGCCAGAUGUCACUCUUUUCGGCCGGAUGUCCAUUACCUUCCUCUUUCUUUGUGUUGUAAUUUUAA
This is a messenger RNA of Perca fluviatilis (European perch), 5093 nucleotides long. RefSeq names its product potassium voltage-gated channel subfamily KQT member 5-like. Gene Ontology annotation, molecular function: voltage-gated potassium channel activity. The transcript is spliced from 17 exons. Bases 277 to 3549 code for a protein of 1090 amino acids. Gene Ontology annotation, cellular component: membrane. Gene Ontology annotation, biological process: transmembrane transport; potassium ion transport. NCBI's taxonomy places the organism in Eukaryota, Metazoa, Chordata, Actinopteri, Perciformes, Percidae. The record is from RefSeq and is a predicted model, not a curated record.